Molecule: messenger RNA, 405 nt
Organism: Nestor notabilis (Kea)
Lineage: Eukaryota; Metazoa; Chordata; Aves; Psittaciformes; Psittacidae
Product: vascular endothelial growth factor C-like
Exons: 2
Biological process (GO): vascular endothelial growth factor receptor signaling pathway; induction of positive chemotaxis; positive regulation of angiogenesis
Cellular component (GO): membrane
Molecular function (GO): chemoattractant activity; vascular endothelial growth factor receptor 3 binding; growth factor activity
Source: RefSeq, a predicted model, not a curated record
GCUCAUGCAAGCAAAGACCUGGAAGAGCAGUUGCGGUCUGUGUCCAGUGUGGAUGAACUCAUGACAGUACUUUAUCCAGAAUACUGGAAAAUGUUCAAAUGUCAGUUGAGGAAAGGAGGUUGGCAACACAACAGGGAACACUCCAGUUUUGACACAAGAUCAGAUGAUUCCCUGAAAUUUGCCGCAGCACACUAUAAUGCAGAGAUCCUGAAAAGUAUUGAUACUGAAUGGAGAAAAACUCAAUGCAUGCCACGUGAAGUGUGUGUGGAUGUGGGAAAAGAGUUUGGAGCAACUACAAACACCUUCUUUAAACCCCCAUGUGUAUCCAUCUACAGAUGUGGAGGUUGCUGCAAUAGUGAAGGACUCCAGUGUAUGAAUAUCAGCACAAGUUACAUCAGCAAGACA